AUGAAACCUCCAAUCCUCCCCAAACGCCUUGUAGGCGUCAACCUGAAGAUGUACUUCGACGCGCCCAGCACCACCGCCUACAUCACCGCCAUCGCCAAGUUCGUCGCCCCACCUGCCUCGAUCUCAACCGGUAUCUUCAUCCUCCCCUCCUAUCCCUGCCUGGCCUCCGCCUCCGACCUUUUGGAUAUGACCCCCCAGGUCAUCCUAGGCGCCCAAAACUGUCACGCAGAGGACAGCGGCGCCUACACCGGCGAAAUCUCUCCACUCAUGCUGAAGCAGGUGGGCUGUCGGAUCGUCUGUCUGGGCCAUGCGGAGAGGAGAAGAGCGCCGUUCAAUGAGACGGACGAAGUGGUGGCUACGAAAGCGGAGGCUGUUGUACGAAAUGGCAUGAUACCACUCGUCUGCAUCGGAGAGAAAUCGCGGAGCGGUAUCAUGUCCGAGGGCGUCGGAAUCGCGGUCCGCGAGUGCUCCCCUCAAGUCAUGAGCGUUUUGCGGGCCGUCCCUGGUGACGCACCCAUCAUAUUUGCCUAUGAGCCUGUGUGGGCGAUUGGAGCGCAGGAGCCUGCGAGUGCGGAUCAUGUACUUGCGGUGGUGAAGAGUCUGAAGCAAUUGAUUGGGACGGUGGAGGAGAGGGCGGAUGUAAGGAUAUUGUAUGGUGGGAGUGCGAAGCCCGGGACUUGGGGGACGCUGAAGGAGGGGGUGGAUGGGCUGUUUCUGGGAAGGUUCGCGCAUGAUGUGGGGAAUUUUGAGAGGGUAGUCAGGGAGGUUGAGGAGUCGUGA
This is a messenger RNA of Letharia columbiana, 780 nucleotides long. RefSeq lists its product as uncharacterized. Gene Ontology annotation, biological process: gluconeogenesis; glyceraldehyde-3-phosphate biosynthetic process; glycerol catabolic process. The coding region runs from base 1 to 780 and encodes 259 amino acids. NCBI's taxonomy places the organism in Eukaryota, Fungi, Ascomycota, Lecanoromycetes, Lecanorales, Parmeliaceae. Gene Ontology annotation, molecular function: triose-phosphate isomerase activity. The record is from RefSeq and is a predicted model, not a curated record. The transcript has a single exon. Gene Ontology annotation, cellular component: cytosol.